AUGGCAAAACAAUUCGAAGGCAAAGUUGUGCUAAUCACAGGAUCGAGCAAUGGUAUCGGUCGCGGAAUGGCCAUAUAUUUUGCGGCUCAUGGAGCAAAAGUUACGAUCGCCGGAAGCCUUACAAAAGAACCUUUGAUGUCGAAGCUCGUCCAGGAUACUGUUGAACCCUUUGGAAGUCUCGAUCAUUUGGUAAAGUUCCCCUACUACGGGAUGUCAAAAUCGGUGCUGGAUCCGUUGACGCGAAGCUUGGCACUUGAGCUAAUUCCAAAGGGUAUUCGAGUUAACGGAGUCAAGCCUGGGGCCGUUUCAUCAGAAAUCAUGCAACGACAAGGAGCAACGCAGGAAAUAUUAAAUCGUCAAGGU
Molecule: messenger RNA, 363 nt
Organism: Mesorhabditis spiculigera
Lineage: Eukaryota; Metazoa; Nematoda; Chromadorea; Rhabditida; Rhabditidae
Source: the annotation of a GenBank genome assembly